Messenger RNA from Fusarium odoratissimum NRRL 54006, 474 nucleotides. RefSeq lists its product as uncharacterized. The record is from RefSeq and is a predicted model, not a curated record. The transcript is spliced from 3 exons. Gene Ontology annotation, cellular component: membrane. The coding region runs from base 1 to 474 and encodes 157 amino acids. NCBI's taxonomy places the organism in Eukaryota, Fungi, Ascomycota, Sordariomycetes, Hypocreales, Nectriaceae.
AUGGAGUCUUUUCUUGGUCUCGACCUCACGAGAAACUAUUCCUUCUUCACAGUCCCAGCUGCAUUCUUCAUCAUCACGUUCCCUCACGCCUACACCAUCACCGCAGGUGCCAAAGGGACCUACGACAACUGUAACCCUCGCUCGCACAAGGACAGAAUCGCCAAUUGCCAAACUCUUGAUAAAUCUCAUAAACAAUUCCUCCUCCGCGCAAAAGCUGCCACAGAAAACGGCCUCGAAACUAUUGGUUGCUAUGCAGCAGGUAUCUUGGCCGCAAAUUUCGCAGCCGUACCAGCGCCAACAAUCAAUAUCCUCGGUCUCGGCUAUGUUGUGAGCCGUCUCCUGUACAACAUCGCUUACCUGUGGUUGCAGGAUAAUCCCCGACUAUCACGGGUACGCAGUUUAGUUUGGGUAACCAGCAUCGGGGUUAUUAUGUCGUUGUGGGUGAAGGCUGGAAACAAGAUGCUAUCCAUGUAA